Molecule: messenger RNA, 7460 nt
Organism: Pristis pectinata (smalltooth sawfish)
Lineage: Eukaryota; Metazoa; Chordata; Chondrichthyes; Rhinopristiformes; Pristidae
Gene: lamc1
Product: laminin, gamma 1
Molecular function (GO): extracellular matrix structural constituent
Source: RefSeq, a predicted model, not a curated record
GCGGAAGUGGGUCACGUUUAGGGAGUGUGGUGCACAGAUCUAUGCCUUGGUCCCAGAUUGCACUGCGAGGGUGUGGACCUGUUGCCUUUUUUGUGUAUGUUUUGUAUGUGCAGUCUUCAAUGGCGCUGGGACGAUUCAGGACUUCGAAGGAAGGUGUGCCGAAUGAAUUGAAGCGUUCGCUGUCUCUCGGUACCAUGCGCUGGAAACUACGGCUCAUCCUGCUCGGCUGUCUGAUCGUGCAAUGCCCGGCAGCCAUGGACGAGUGCUACGACGAGAAUGCCCGGUCUCAGCGCUGCAUGCCCGAGUUCGUCAACGCCGCUUUCAAUGUGACUGUGGUGGCCAGCAACACUUGCGGCUCCCCUCCUGAAGAAUAUUGCGUCCAGACCGGAGUAACGGGGGUUACCAAGUCCUGCCACAUCUGCGACUCCAGCAACCCCCGGCUUCAGCACGGCGCCGUCUACCUGACCGAUUAUAAUAACCAAGCCGAUACCACUUGGUGGCAAAGUCAGACGAUGCUCGCUGGGAUUCAGUACCCUAAUUCAAUUAGCUUGACUUUGCACUUGGGUAAAGCAUUUGAUAUUACAUACGUAAGACUGAAAUUCCACACAAGUCGACCUGAGAGCUUUGCUAUUUAUAAGCGUACAAGUGAAGAUGGACCUUGGGUACCUUACCAGUAUUACAGUGGAUCUUGUGAAAAAACCUAUCAUAAAAUGAAUCGCGGGUUUAUCCGAACAGGAGACGAUGAACAACAGGCACUGUGCACAGAUGAAUUUAGUGAUAUAUCCCCCCUCACUGGAGGAAAUGUAGCCUUUUCUACUCUGGAAGGGAGGCCUAGUGCUUACAACUUUGACAAUAGCCCUGUACUACAGGAAUGGGUGACAGCAACUGACAUCAAAGUGACCUUGAAUAGGUUGAACACCUUUGGGGACGAGGUUUUUAAUGACCCGAAGGUUCUGAAGUCCUACUAUUACGCUAUUUCAGACUUUGCAGUUGGUGGAAGAUGCAAGUGUCACGGUCAUGCCAGUGAAUGUAUAAAAAAUGAAUUCAGUAAGAUUGUCUGCAACUGCAAACACAACACAAUGGGAGUGGACUGUGAAACUUGCCAGCCAUUCUACAAUGACCGACCUUGGCGGAGAGCCACUGCAGAGAAUGCUAAUGAGUGUCUACCUUGUAAUUGUCAUGGCAAAUCUGCUGAAUGCUACUUUGACUCUGAGCUUUACCGAGCCACAGGACACGGUGGCCACUGCCGCAACUGUAUUGACAACACAGAUGGUCCCAACUGUGAGAGGUGCCGGGACAAUUUCUACCGCCAGGGUCCAGAAGCUCCAUGUUUACCUUGCAAUUGCAACCCAGUGGGUUCCAUUAGUACACAUUGUGAUAUCUAUGGUCGGUGUAGCUGUAAGCCAGGAGUGAUGGGAGAUAAAUGUGAUCAUUGCCAGCCUGGCUACCACUCACUAACUGAAGCAGGAUGCAGACCAUGUGCCUGUAAUCCUUCUGGUAGUACAGCGGAAUGCAGUGUUGAUACAGGACGUUGUGUAUGUAAAAAUAAUGUAGAAGGAUUCAACUGUGAGAGAUGCAAGCCAGGAUUUUUCAACCUGGACCCCCAGAAUGCCCAAGGUUGCACUGCCUGCUUCUGCUUUGGCCAUUCAUCUGUUUGUAGCAAAGCAGAGGGCUACAGAAUAGAGCGGAUCACAUCGAGCUUUGAUACAGGUGAUGAUGGAUGGCGGGCUGAACAUCGAGAUGGUGCUGCGGUUCAGCUACAAUGGUCUCCAGUGAAUCAUGAGAUCUCUGUGAUCUCUAAUGAUUAUUUCCCUGUUUACUACAUUGCUCCUGCAAAUAUUUUGGGUAAUCAGCUGAUGAGUUACGGUCAGAAUCUCUCUUUCACUUUCUACAUGGACAAGAGAGACACCCGUUUAUCUGCCGAGGAUAUCAUACUGGAAGGAGCAGGCCUGAGAGUGACAGUUCCGUUAAUCGCCCAGGGAAACCAGUAUCCCACAGAAAGUCGUCAGAACUAUGUAUUCAGACUUCAUGAAGUGACAAGUUAUCCCUGGAGGCCACAGCUUUCCUCUUUUGAAUUUCAAAGGCUCCUUCACAAUCUGACAGCUAUUAAGAUUCGUGGUACAUACAGUGAGAAUAGCUAUGGCUAUUUAGAUGAUGUAACUCUGAUUAGUGCUAGUCCUGGCUCUGGAAGCCCUGCUGACUGGGUGGAGCAAUGCACCUGCCCAACUGCAUAUCAGGGGCAGUUUUGUGAACAGUGUGCUUUUGGCUACAGGAGGGACGAUCCCAGUCGUGGAUCAUUCAGUCCCUGUGUGCCUUGCAGCUGUAAUGCACAUAGUGAUACCUGUGAUCCUGAAAACGGUGAAUGUUACUGCAGGGAUAACACAGCAGGACCAAAUUGUGAGCGGUGUAAAGAUGGAUACUAUGGUGAUCCUACAGUUGGUAGCACAAAUGAUUGUAAGCCAUGUCCUUGUCCAAGUGGUUCAAGCUGCGCUGCGGUACCUAAAACUGGGAAUAUAGUGUGCACCAACUGCCCUGAAGGGACAACUGGUAAAAGGUGUGAGCUUUGUGACGAUGGAUACUAUGGUGACCCAUUAGGAGAAGAAGGGCCUGUGAGGCCAUGCAAACCAUGCCACUGUAGCGAUAACAUCGAUCCAAAUGCUGUGGGGAACUGUAAUCGGCUGACGGGAGAGUGUCUGAAGUGCAUCUACAACACCGAUGGCUUCUACUGUGAUAAAUGUAAAGAUGGAUUUUAUGGAAAUGCAUUAAAUCCAAUUCCAUCAGAAAAAUGCAAAGCUUGUAACUGUUCUCCUUAUGGCACUGUGGGUCAGCAGAGGAACUGCAACCAGAUCACUGGUCUAUGCGAGUGCUUAACUCAUGUCACAGGCAGAGACUGUAGUCAGUGUGAACCAGGCUUCUAUAAUCUUCUUAGUGGCCAGGGCUGUCAAAGGUGUGAAUGUAAUCCCAUUGGUUCUAUUAACGGGCAGUGUGACACUCAAAAUGGACAGUGUGAGUGCCAGCCUGGUGUCGUUGGUCGGCAGUGUGACAGUUGCGAACCUUAUCAUUUUGGAUUUAGUCGGGAUGGAUGCAAACCCUGUGACUGUGACCGUGAAGGUUCUAGAUCACUACAAUGCAAGGAAGAUGGAAAAUGUGAUUGUAAGGAAGGGUUUGUAGGUACUCAUUGUGAUCAGUGUGAAGAAAACUAUUUCUACAAUCGCACAAGACCUGGCUGUCAGGAGUGCCCUGCCUGCUACAGACUGGUGAAAGAUAAGGUAAACGAACAUAGACAGAAACUUAAAGACUUGGAAGAUCUAAUUGCAAAUCUUGGGACGAGCCAGGACACAGUGAGUGAUAAGGCCUUUGAAGAGAGAUUGAAGGAAGCUGAAAGAGCCAUUAUGGACUUACUAAGGGAUGCUGAAAACAUGAGAGAUGUCGACAAAAGUCUUAUGGACCGCUUGGCCGAAAUUAAUAACACUCUAUCCACUCAGUGGGGGCGUCUGCAAAAUAUAAAGGAUACAGUAGAUCAUACUGAAGACUUGGCUGAGCGAUCCAAUAAUCGUAUACAGGAUGCAGAGAGAGUAAUUUCAAAUGCACGAAAGGAGCUUGAAAAGGCCAAGAAAACCAUAGCAAAUGUGUCAGCAACAAUGCCAGAUUCCAGUGCUGAUCCAAAUAAUAUGACACUCCUGGCAGAAGAAGCUCGUAAUCUUGCAGAAAGACACAAGAAUGAAGCGGAUGAAAUUGAACAGAUUGCCAAGGAUGCUAAUGACACCUCCACCAAAGCCUAUGAACUGCUGCGCAAAACACUUGCAGAAGAAAGUAAAAUCACCAAUACAAUUGAUGAUUUAAAUAAAAUGUAUGAUGCAGCUAAAAAUAUGUCCAGAGAGCUCGAAAAACAAGCUGCUAAAGUACACAAUGAGGCAGAAGAAGCUGGUAAAAAAGCUUUACAGAUCUAUGCUAAUCUGACAAGCUUGCCUAGAGUGGAUACCAAAGCCUUAGAGAAUGAAGCAGAAAAGAUCAUAAAUGAUGCAGCAGAUCUGGAUAGUGAAAUCGACCAAAAGCUGAAGGAUUAUAAUGAUAUGCGAGAUGACCUGAAAGCAAAGGAAAAUGAAGUGAAGAACCUCUUGGAAAAGGGAAAAACAGAACAGCAGACUGCUGACCAAUUGCUUGCCCGUGCAGAUGCUGCUAAAGCUUUGGCUGAAGAAGCUGCCAAGAAAGGAAAUGCCACCCUGCAGGAAGCUCAGGAUAUUCUCAGAAACCUGCAAGAUUUUGACAAGAGAGUGAAUGAUAAUAAAACAGCAGCUGAAGAAGCUUUGAAAAAAUACCCUAACAUCGGAAGGACUAUUGAUGAUGCUAAUGCAAAGACGAAACAGGCAGAGGAUGCAUUGGGAAUGCAAGAAUGGAUGCCUCUGAAGCCCCAAAAAAAGGCUGAAGAUGCAGAGCAUAUUGCAAAUGCCUUACAACAGAGUGCUGCUAAGACAAAACAAGAUGCAGAUGACACAUUUAAUGAUGCCAUGAAGUUGGAAGAUGAAGUGGGUAAAAUGAUGAGAGAUCUGAGAGACGCAGAAAGUGAACUUGCUGGGAAAAAGGCAGAAGCAGAUCAAGACAUGAUGAUGGCCGAUAUGGCUUCUCAAGCUGCAAAAGAAGCUGAUGAGCAAGCAAGAAAGGCCAAAAAAGCCGUGCAGGGUGUACUGAAUACCAUCAAUAAGCUGUUGUCAGAACUAGGUCAACUCGAUAAUGUUGAUGUUAAUCGGCUAAAAGAGAUUGAAAAAACUCUGAACGAUGCCAAGGAUCAGAUGAAAGACAGUGAUUUAGAAAGGAAGUUGGUAGAUCUAGAAAAGGCUGAAAAGGAACAAGCAAAUGCAAUUAUUACUUAUGAUCAAGAUAUUAAAGAUAUCCUGAAGGACAUUAAAAACCUAGAGGACAUCAAACAAACAUUACCUCCUGGCUGUUACAAUACCCAGUCUCUGGAGACCCCAUAGUCACCUUCUUCACCUCCACAUCCUACCCAAAAAGCUAAAGUGACAUUGUGCAGAAAUUGCCUUAUUACCAAAUCUUUUUCAAUGUCUGACACAACAUCAUUAAGUGUUCCAAGGCUCAUAACUGAAAUUCCUCAGGCAUCAAAUGCAGCUGCUUGGAUGAAGCACAAGAUUGUGGACACUGGGGUGGGUGAGAGUGACAUACCUAUAUGACAAGCUACUAGGAUCCUGAAAGAACUAAGUUUGUGUUACAAGGACAAUCUGAGAAAGCCACACUCCAUCUACCUGAUUUAAUCCCUCCACACCAUUAGCCUUGAAUUAUUAAGCAUGUCUUUCCAGUGGCCAAACACAAAGGCUCCUUCUGCUGCAAGGAGAAAGAAAGUCAGCUUCUAAGAAUAUAAUGGUGUUUAAAUGAGAUAACUGAGGCUAUUAAUGUAGGUUUGUCUCUCCCCCCUGCUGUAUGGAGGCAUUGGUUCUUUAUUGCAUUCAAAUCAUGAGUAUUAACAUAGCUUCGUGAUGUGACUUUCUUCCGCACCUGACCCCCCUCAACUUUAUUAAAUGACCAGACUAGCUGUGAAGGAUUGAAUCGUUAACAUGUUAAUAUUUAACUAGUUACCACUUCACUUCCUAACUGCACGUUAAAUCACAUCACUCUAGGGUAGCAGUAAGUCACUUUAAGAGCAUUAUAUACAGUAUUCAACAUGUUAAUGUAAAUUACCAUGAAAGCUGGUCUUCUCUUUCAAAAACAGUUUGGUUAUGUAAUACUAAUCCCUUUGCUCCCUACUUUUUACUUUCAGCUAUUUUGCAACAGUGAAAUGCCCAUAAAAAUGUCUUGCACUUUUUGUGUGGAGUACAUUCUUUCUGUUCCCAAGACUGCUGCUUCAUCUAUAUCAAACUCAAAAGCAGAACUUAUUUUUUACAGCAACACUCUAUGCAACUUUGUACAUUGCGUAGCAAAAAAAAAUAAAAUUACCUGAUACACUGGUGCUAUUAAUUAUUUCAAAUGUUAUAUUUUUGUGUGAAUGUUUUUUAUCAUAUAAUAGUAUGAGGAAAUGUUGCGUCUGUCUUUGUGUAAAUAUACUCUAUAUAAUUGUUUCAGGAUUGGCUCUGUGAGUUACCUCCCCAUCCUCAAGUUUCUGCCAUCAACAGUAGCUGUUGUUAGACAUCCUUCUGAUUGCCUUAGUAAUUCUGUGGUAUUUUGCUUGCUUGUAUACACAGCUUAGAUUUUAUUUUCUAUUUAGGGCUGCCAGUCUAUAACUUUAUUUGGAGAAAAAUUACCAGAAGGUUAUUACUAAUAUGUAAAUACCCUCCAAGUAUCCAAUAUUCAAAAAGUGGUUAUUUUACAUACUUUCCACCUUACCAUCUUCCUGCAAUUUCCCAUCCCCCAAAUGCCAUCCUUGGAAACAGUCCCCUGCCCAUACAUGUUAAAAAUGUACUUCAUUUUAUACUAUGCUUUCAAAGUAGGGGGAGUUUCCUAUUUUUGGCCCAGAUGGAAAUACAUAAAAUAAGUCUGUUAUACAGAAUGAAGAGAACAAAACUUUGGCAAUCUGUGACUUUUCCAGCAUGUGCCUUGUGGAGGGGAGAUAGGCUGUGUGCCCUUUGCCCUUUAUCCUGACAGUGCAAUGCCAGCCAGACUGAAUUGCCUCUGCAAACUGAUGUAAAAUUUAAUCAGUGUUUGGCUUUUUUCAAUUCUGUUUGUAAUCAGUUUUAAGCCAACUCAUUGCGUGUAAUUACUAUCACUGAUGAACGUUCUUGUUGAUAACUGCUUGAUCAUCCAUAAUUGCACAUUUGGUUCCUGCCUGAAACUAUCACUGCAGUGAUUUUACUAUAAGAGGGAUGCAGGCUUUAUCUUACUAGCACUGAGCAGGUUUAAAGGGUUGCACGCUCUUUCCCAAAUAUUGUGCCUAAAGCAAAAAGAUAAGUCUCUGUUUUGAAGUUUUACUAUAACAGCCUCUCCUGACACUGUACUUAGACAAUACAGCAGUUUUUUUUGUACCUUUUACAGCAGUAAUACUGUUUAUUUAUCAUGUAAGGAAGUCAAUUAAUCAAAAGUAUGAGGUUAACGUCCUACCUGUAGAAAAAAACAUGUACAGAAUGAUUGACAUAGUAUGGAAAAGGUGCAACAAACUCAGCACAUUCUGUGGUGAGAAAUAGAUCCAUACUGUCUUGUCCUAUACCAUUUGUUGUAAGCCUUCUGCCUUAAAGUGCCAUCAUACUGUUAGGAAAGACGUGCAACACUUAUACAAAUUUAUGUAUAAAACAGUAUUUCUUAUUUAUAAGACACAAUAUUUGUAAUCUUUAUCCAGGUCUCCUUGUGUGUUGCACAUUCUUCUUGUAAUGAUGUGACUUGAGAACACUGCUUUUUUCCUUAACACCUCUUUCGAUCCAAUUGCAGUGGCCAAAUGCCUGGCAGAUUAUUGUUUAAUACCAUUUUUGUCUGUAAAUCAAAUUGUACCAUUUAAAUAAAUAAAUAUGGUAUUACAUCAA